CUCGAAUAACCGGUUUUUGUCAGCCUUCGUGCCGGAUAAUCGCCUCUUCACUGUAUUUUUUGUUUCCUUGUGUCUUCGCGAACCGGCUGUGCUAAAAUUUCUGCUACAAAAUAGUAAUUGCGGUCCCAUUUGACCGAUCGAAUAUCUACAUCAUACUGCAAACGUAACCGCACGAACCGAGCCCUCCACUGAGCGUACUACAAAUCGGAGGGGAUUUCCGUACGAUCUCUCCCGCAGCUGCCAAGUGUCUGUGUGUGUGUAUGUGUAUGCAGCAUCGCGUUGGCGAUGGUACGGUGCUUGUGACUGAAGGAGAGGAAGUGUGAGCAGCAGACUGCGUAGAACAAAACAUCCGGAAGUGAUACGAAACGACGUUGCGAGUAGCAUCCGGUCAGGACGAAACUGUCCAUCGAAGCACCCAGAGGCAACAUCCUGCCCCGGAUGUGCGGUGACAUAUCGGACGAAGAUGGGCGCGAUAGAUUCCGUGUGCAAUCGUAGCAUUCAUGCUCAUUCGUGCGACCUAAGCUAGUUCACCCUUGCUCGGCUCCUGCAAACGCCUGCGAAAACGAAAGGUGAACCGGGAUAGUCGAGUGAAUUAGCAGGUGCCUACGCUGCGCAAGAGGACGACAACGACGACGACGACUUUUUUUUUGGUACACGCAAAUAGAGCCAACGACGAAAAUCAAGACGAAGACGUAGACGGGAACCACUGACUAAAUACCGGACAGGACAGGACGAAACGCAUCGGCCGGCAGUGAUAGAUAGUGUGAUCGUUGUACUCGUGUGUGUUUGUGCGUCCGUAUGUGGACAAGCGAGUGUUCGAAUGCGUGUGCGCGCGCGUGUGUGUGUAUGGUAUGGUUGUGCACGUAAUGUGAAAAGCUGUUCGUCGUGUUGCAUUCGUGCGUGUGCCUCUAGUGGUCCAUCGGUCGUUCCAUUGUGGCCGUGUGUGCUAGUGUAGGUGUGCGUGAUUGUGUACGCGUGUAGUGCGGCUGGUGCAGCGGAGUGUAAAGUGGAGAGGAACCAAAAAGAUCACCGUGUAACGGGAGCAGCAAGAGGCAAGAGGUCGUUGCGCCGCAGUAAAACCACGAAACACAUAUACGCGCAAUCCAUCCACACACACACACACACACACGAAAAAAAGGGGCGAAAAAAAACAUCGUCCUGCAGCCGUUCCCGACAUCAUCUGACAUCAUCACACAGAUUGGUGUGUUUACUGCAUCUCCGCCCCCGUAUUCGCGAUACGAGCAAACGGUGUCGAGAAAGAAAUAUCGUCGAUCAUAUCCCGAACCGGCGUUUGACUUGCGUUACUUUUAUCCCAAUAAUUUGCAAAAAUGGUUAAGGAAAAGCCAAACUCGAUACGAAUCUACGACAAGGACGGAUACCGUCGACGGGCGGCAUGUAUUUGCGUACGAUCGGAGGCAGAGGCUGAGGUUUUGUUGGUCACCUCAUCUAGAAGACCGGAACUGUGGAUCGUGCCAGGUGGUGGUGUCGAACCGGAUGAGGAAGCUUCCCUGACAGCGACCAGGGAGGUACUGGAAGAGGCUGGAGUAAUGGGUCAGCUUGGCCGUUGUCUCGGUGUGUUCGAGAACAGCGAACAUAUGCACCGCACGGAAGUGUUUGUUAUGGUCGUCACCCAAGAGCUGGACGAGUGGGAAGAUUCGAAAACGAUCGGCAGAAAGCGGCAGUGGUUCUCGAUCGAGGAGGCCAUGUCGCAGCUGGCGCUGCACAAACCGACCCAGCGCCAUUACCUACAGCAGCUGCGCCAUUCAAAGCACCGAACGACCUCAUCAUCGGACCCGCCACCGAUCAUAUCCGAAAACGAUAACGAUGACUUUACGAGCGAACCAGUCAUGAACAACUGCACGGCGCCGGACGAUGCUGCCGGUGAGAAGGAUACGACAACCGAGUCAACUCCUACCACGCCUCCUGCCUGCACCACAACAGUGACAGACGACGACGGUGAACCUACGACUGUGGCCGAUACCGACUCACUACCACCGACCUCAACCACUUAAAUCUCCACAUCCCCGAUCACGUUUUGAUUAUCGACUAUAUCGACACUUUAGUACGCUUCAGAAUGCGAGCUUUCAUCCACAGGAAAGGUUUUUCUUCAUUAUUGUUUUGUCCUCUUUUUGCAUAACAGAUUGUACCGUUUCCAGGCCGCAGCGUGUGUUUUGUUUAUCUGUGUUUGAAACUCGAAUACGUUCAGCAAUGUGUGCAACGACAUAUUUAUAGAUAUUUUUGUCUACACCAUAUUCUGCAUAGAGUAAACGACUGCGUAAAAAUUAACCUAAAUGACUAAGGGGAAUGCUAUAGGAGGACUAACAUAAGCAACGCGCAGAAAACAUCUUAGCUUAACAAUGCUUUGACUUCUGAUUAUUAUGUCUGCUUAUUGCAUGCGCAGCAUCGUGGAUACGAACAAUACCGAAUGUGCUGUGGCGAUUUCCACUACACAUAGAGCCAUUGGAAACUUUCUAAAUAUCAUACCAAAUUUUACAGCUGUGCAUUGUAGCUUCGCCUUAAGAUUUUGGACACCACCGUUUCGAAAAAAAAGUGUUAUGUGAAUGAAGAAGAGAAGGUGCAGUGUAGCGUAGUUUGACCGUAUAGUCGUGAAGAUUAAAAAAAAAUCGAGAUAAUGAAAAUGAGGCCCGUGGAGGAGACUCUCGUUACUAAAAGGCUGUCGUUUUGCUUACCUAUAUUCUGGUUAGCACGGUAAACCAAUCUUACACGGAACAAAAUCGAUUUUUGUCUACGUCAACAAGUAGUGAAGCGUAAUACUAUCGUAAUAUGAGCAGAAUAUCUCACAUCCACUACCACCAAACGUUUAAUAAUGUUUAUUUUUCUCCAAAGCACUACAUGCGAUACAGUUAAACCCCAAUGCAACAACAUUUGUCCGGUAGAUCGAUUUUUGUUUUAAAUUGUGCAGUAUGUUACUGUUUGCAAGUGACUGUGUGAAGUAAGUGGUGCUCAUUUGACAAACCGAAUCAAACCAAUCUACCAAGCGACUAUCGACUAUGUUAGCAUUCAUCAAUCCUGACAAACUCAAAACUAUAAACUUAACAGUAAAGCGCCAUGCAAUGCCAGGCAAUGAAAAUGUAGUAAAAAAGAUGUAGAUUCAUUAAAACUGCAACAACAACAACAAAAAAACACACACAAAAAGAGAAGGAAACUAACAGCAAUGCAAAACAAACACAAGUAAUCCACUAGGCGUAAUAUUUUACGUGUAUCACAAUCCCACUAGAAACUCCCGCUAAAAGUGAUGAGAUUUUUUAAACGCUAAAUACUGUCGAUGCAUCAGCCAGCGAUCAUAUAUCAACAAAUCAGAGACAAACAGACUACAAACAUCUUACAAAUUCGCCAGAAUCACUAGCACGCACGGGGGAGAGAAAUGUUUUCUUUUGUACUAAAUUCUCCUCCCUAACGAACUGCAUCCUGCAACAAUGCAAAUGUGAGAAAGCAGCGACUCUAUAAACAAAGGAACCAGAUAACAAAAAAAAAUCUAAAUUUAAAGAUACUUUAACUGGGGGUGUAUUGUAAACGGAAAACGGUGAUUGUUGCUAGGAACUUGUAUGACCACACGGAUAAUAUUACUAGAGUGAGAAAGAGAAACGGACAAACUUUUAGGGAAAAUGAAUGCAAAACUUUUACUACACCAGUGAACAAUAGCGGUGGCAGUAGCGGUGUCGUUGUGCUGGCAAGGAAGGGAAGAACAAUUAAUCGAACCAACCAAUUUGCUGCUUACUACUACUAACGAUGGAACAGUGUUGGAAGGGAUACAAUGAACGAGCAAGGCAAAAGCCGCCGGUGUAGUAAUGCAGGAUGGUUGCGUUUAGAUUUGCUAAAUUAUAACUAUAACUACUAUACUAAUGAUAUACUUUAUUGUAAUUUAUGAAUACAGACACAGUUAAGCAGCUGUUGGAAAAUGGUAAAAAAAUGAGAUCGGGAACAUUCAGCUCAUGGCACACAUACACCCAUACAUUUGCGCGCUUAUACGAGAAGAAAGCAGGAAACGGCGGCGCAAGAUGAAGCUGAAAUUUUGUUGAAGGUUUUUUUUUGUCAGAUUCAAGUGAGGAAAAGGGUCAGGUUACGGUUUUCAAAAUGACCGGUGUGGGAAAGGGUGCGAAAUGCGAUAGAUACUAACCAUAAGAAAUGAAAGUAAUUAACAUCUUACUCAGUACUGCGAGAAGCAUAGCUCAUCACGGCAAGUUGCACAUGGUGUUUAGAGCAAUAUCUUCUUUAAAAAACACACACACAUACACAAAACAAGAAAAAAACGUUUGGAAGCAAAAUGCGUCAACUGUUUGAAAGUGCAGCCGCUGUGCAACAGUAAGAGUAAAACACGUAAGAAUACAUGAAAUGUAUUUGACUUUAUUAUAAAAGAAAAAGAAAGCAGAAAAGAAAACCAAACGUUGCCGAACAACGAAA
Anopheles coluzzii is the source of this 4422-nucleotide messenger RNA. It is a transcript of the gene Aps, whose product is annotated as diphosphoinositol polyphosphate phosphohydrolase 1. The coding region runs from base 1329 to 2012 and encodes 227 amino acids. Gene Ontology annotation, biological process: adenosine 5'-(hexahydrogen pentaphosphate) catabolic process; diphosphoinositol polyphosphate metabolic process; diadenosine hexaphosphate catabolic process. Lineage: Eukaryota; Metazoa; Arthropoda; Insecta; Diptera; Culicidae. Gene Ontology annotation, molecular function: bis(5'-adenosyl)-pentaphosphatase activity; bis(5'-adenosyl)-hexaphosphatase activity; diphosphoinositol-polyphosphate diphosphatase activity. Gene Ontology annotation, cellular component: cytoplasm; nucleus. The record is from RefSeq and is a predicted model, not a curated record. The transcript is spliced from 4 exons.